This is a messenger RNA of Auxenochlorella protothecoides, 2034 nucleotides long. RefSeq names its product ABC transporter D family member 2. Gene Ontology annotation, biological process: long-chain fatty acid import into peroxisome; fatty acid beta-oxidation; peroxisome organization. NCBI's taxonomy places the organism in Eukaryota, Viridiplantae, Chlorophyta, Trebouxiophyceae, Chlorellales, Chlorellaceae. The record is from RefSeq and is a predicted model, not a curated record. Gene Ontology annotation, cellular component: peroxisomal membrane. Gene Ontology annotation, molecular function: long-chain fatty acid transmembrane transporter activity; ATP hydrolysis activity; ATP binding. Bases 1 to 2034 code for a protein of 677 amino acids. The transcript is spliced from 10 exons.
AUGGCGGACUUGUUCCUCGAUGGGCUUUCCCAGUCUCAGAAACGUAGUUUGGCGAUCAUCGUGGUGGUGGGAGGCGGAGCGGGGGCCAACCAGAUCAAGAAGGCCUUGAGGAGCGCUGCUCGUGAGCAGCAGGAGCUGGCCAUGGGAACAGAGAGGAAGGACAAGCCGCUGAAGCACAAGGCUGUUGCAGUGGACGCCAUCUUCGCCUCGCGCCUCCGCAAGAUCCUGUCCAUCUGUGUGCCAGGACCACUGUCUGCAGAGGCUGGACUGAUCUAUGCACAGGGAGGUCUCCUCAUAGCCCGCACCAUGCUCUCAGACUACAUCUCCCGCCUGGAAGGCCAGACUGGGAGGUACAUCAUUUCCUCUGACGGCUCCAAAGUGCGUCGAACCAUGGCCCUGUUUGUGGCGGCCUCCAUCCCAGCCGCCGUGGUGAACAGUGGGCUGAAGUACAUGCAGAAGCGCAUCAAGCUGGCCUUCCAGCGCCGCCUGACCCUGCAGCUGCAUGAGCUGUACUGCAACAACCGCGCCUACUUUGCGGCCUCCACGCUGCGCGGCCUGACGGGGGCCGACCAGCGCAUCACCGAGGACGUGGAGAAGUUCACCUAUGCCAUCUCCGAGCUCUACUCCUACACAUUCAAGCCGCUGCUGGACGUCGUCCUCUUCACGCACUCGCUGUCGGGGAUCAUGGGGUACAAGAGCCAGCUGGCCCUGUAUGGCUACUACUUCUGCUGCGCCUCCGUGCUCCGGAAGACGAGUCCCCCAUUGGCCCUCAUGACAGCCCAGGAGACGGCCCUGACGGGCGCCUUCCGCCAGGCUCACCAGCGCCUGGUCCAAAACGCAGAAGAGGUGGCGUUCAACGACCCGCCGGCGGGCAUGGCCGAGCAGAUGAUCCUGAACCAGCACCUGUACCGCAUGCUGCGCCACUCACGGUUGUCCGCCUUCCAGCACUUUGUGCAGCAGGUCCUGGAUGGCUUCUUCGUCAAGUACGGCGCCACCGCCGUGGCCCUUCUGGUCUACGCCCUGCCCUUCAUCUUCGACAGCAACAACCCGCGGGCGGGGUCGGGGCACGCCACCCAGAACUACAUCCGCGCCAUGCGCUUGCUGGGCAACACCUCCAAGGGCAUCGGCGACCUUGUGCUCAUAUACAAGCGUAUAACCGGCCUGGCGGGGCACACCUCCCGCGUGUCGGAGCUCCUGGAGCAGGCAAGCGCUGGUGAUGUCAAGAACCUGAGCAGCGACAACCCCGAGCGCGUGCACACGCAGCUCUACCUGCGCAACGGCCCCACCAUCCGCUUCGACCGCGUGACGCUGACCUCGCCGGACGGCACGACCCUGGUCCGCGGCCUGACCUUCGACGUGACCCCCGGGCGCAGCGUCAUGAUCAUGGGCCCCAACGGAUCGGGCAAGUCCUCCCUCUUCCGCGUCGCGGCGGGGCUGUGGCCGCUGCAGGCAGGCGAGAUCACGCUGCCCCCCAAGGGCCAGCUCUUCUACCUCUCCCAGCGCCCCUACCUCGUCUCCGGCACGCUGCGCGACCAGCUGCUCUACCCCGAGCCGCCGCGCGAUGUGCUGGCGGUGGCCUCCCCCGCCUCCCGCGCGCGCGUCGCGCCCUGGGCCACCUCCGCCGCCUACCCCUCGCGCGAGGCGCUGGACGAGCGCCUGGCGCAGUGCCUGGAGGCCGUGGAGCUGGAUGGCCUGGCCGCGCGCGGCCGCGGCCUGGACCAGGUCCAGGCCUGGACCGAGACCCUGAGCGGCGGCGAGAAGCAGAGGCUGGCCAUGGCGCGCCUGCUCUUCCACGCGCCGGCCUACGCCGUGCUGGACGAGUGCACCAGCGCGGUGUCGGCCGACGGCGAGCUGGCGCUGUACCGCGCCGCCAUCCGCGCAGGCAUCACCGUGCUCAGCAUCGGGCACCGCCCCGCGCUCAAGGGCUUCCACUCGCGCAUCGUGCACUUUGAGGGCGGGGAUGGCGGGAAGGGCUGGACCGUGGAGGAGCUGCGCGACAGGGAUAGCGACGGGCUGGCAGGGACGGGGGCCUGA